Ilex paraguariensis (yerba mate) is the source of this 443-nucleotide messenger RNA. The record is from the annotation of a GenBank genome assembly. NCBI's taxonomy places the organism in Eukaryota, Viridiplantae, Streptophyta, Magnoliopsida, Aquifoliales, Aquifoliaceae.
UUCGCCUGAGGAGAGGCGGCAUAAUGCUUUACGAACCGCCCGGUUCUAUACUCCGCUAAGCGCAGUUUCCAAUCUUGAAGAUGGUACUAGCAGAAAUGGCGUCUUGGUAUCCACUGUUGCAGAGACGCUAUCUCUGUACCAAGAUUUCCAAAACCACCUCCUCCGUCCACCACCACAACCGAUGGACCAUAAAGCAAGUGACCAAGUCCAAUUUCCCCGAUUCACUCGAAGAUAUCAAGUCCCACCUCCGCGAUUCUCGUUUCGUCGCUGUGUCGAUGCAGACCACUGGUUCAUAUUCAUCUCCUUGGCACCGAGUUCUUCCCGUCGACACCUCCGAAACCGCCUACUUGAAGGCCAAGUACGCCGCCGAGAGGUUUCAAAUCCUUCAGUUUGCCGUUUGCCCUUUCUCCGUUAGGGCUUCUAAGCUCAUCGCUCAUCCGUGA